AUGACCGGCCACCACGGCUGGGGCUACGGCCAGGAGGACGGUCCCUCUGAAUGGCACAAGUUAUUCCCCAUUGCUCAAGGGGACCGCCAGUCUCCUAUCGACAUUGUCUCCAGUCGGGCCGUCUAUGACCCUACUCUGAAGCCCCUGGUCCUGGCCUAUGAGUCCUGCAUGUCGCUAAGCAUCUCCAAUAAUGGACAUUCCGUCAUGGUGGAGUUUGAUGAUGUGGAUGACAGGACAGUGGUGCAUGGGGGUCCCCUGGAUGGGCCCUACCGGCUGAAGCAGUUCCAUUUUCACUGGGGGAAAAAACACAGCUUAGGUUCAGAACACACAGUGGAUGGGAAGUCCUUCUCCAGUGAGCUCCAUUUGGUCCAUUGGAAUGGAAAAAAAUACAAGACCUUUGCAGAAGCAGCUGCAGCCCCGGAUGGCCUGGCUGUGGUUGGCAUCUUCCUGGAGACUGGAGAUGAGCAUGCCAGCAUGAACAGACUGACAGAUGCACUGUACAUGGUCAGAUUCAAAGGAACCAAAGCCCAGUUCAAUAGCUUCAAUCCCAAAUGCCUCCUACCCAUGAAUCUCCACUAUUGGACCUACCCGGGGUCUCUAACAACACCACCCCUGAGUGAGAGUGUGACGUGGAUAGUGCUCAAGGAGCCCAUCACAAUUUCAGAGAAACAGAUGGAAAAAUUCCGGAGCCUGCUUUUCACUGCAGAGGAUGAUGAGAAGGUCCGAAUGGUGAACAAUUUCCGGCCCCCUCAGCCACUGAAGGGAAGAAUAGUUCAGGCCUCUUUCCAGUCCUGAGUGGGGUCAUGCUGUCAACGGUAACAGCAAUGAUGUCCAAAGUGCUUCCAUAUCAGCUAAGACCAAACCAGGUGUGGGACCCCUUGGUCAUGGACUGACUCCUCAGAGCCAUUUGGGGGAUGGGGGCAGAGUAGAAGAGGAAUGGCCAUUUUGGCUGCAUUAUUAGUUCCCUCCAGUCCAUCUCUACUUUGGGAGUCUUUCUUACCAAAGCAACCACCUGACUUAAAUGCUAAGAAGCCCCCUACCCCCACCACUCUGCUAUUCCAUGGUCUUUUGACAGCUUUGAAACUGGCCAGGCUUUUAAAAAAUCCAAGGCUGGGGGAGAUUUUAAAAUCUACCUGGGUUAGAGCGACCAGGAAGAGCAAGAAAUAGGAGUAUGAGAGGGUGGCUUCCUAGUGCCUGGUUAACGGAGAAGGGAGGUAGAUAUUAGUAACUGUCAGAAAUGACUCUUGGGGUUUGACCUGCUUGCCUCUUCCUAGGGGUGUACUUUCCCCUCUGUAUCAUCUACAGUGCAAACUCCUUUCCCUGGAAAAAAAUCACUUUGCUCUGGCCCCUUCUUGAACCCUCUACUGUGACAAGGCCCUGUGCUUCAAAGCCAUGGGCAGCUGUUGGCAAGACAUAAGCAAUAAUUAUAGCAGGUGGGAGAUCCCUUACCAGUGUUACUUACCUCGAAUACUGAAACUAAGCACUGGAAAUGGAACUGCAGAAGGCUAUGGGGUUUUUUUUGUUUGUUUUUUUGCCAUUUCACUGCCAGCCAUUAAAAACAUUGAUGUGAUUCUGCUUGUGUUUUUGUGUGUUGAUCUGUCUGUCCAGUCCACCCCCUAACAAUAGAGAUAGGCACAAGGUAUGAGAGGUGGGGGGGGAUGUGUUUAUUUAUGUAUUUAUUUAUUUACUAAUUGAUUCAUUCACUU
This is a messenger RNA of Trichosurus vulpecula (common brushtail), 1706 nucleotides long. RefSeq names its product carbonic anhydrase 7 (gene CA7). Gene Ontology annotation, molecular function: zinc ion binding; carbonate dehydratase activity. The record is from RefSeq and is a predicted model, not a curated record. NCBI's taxonomy places the organism in Eukaryota, Metazoa, Chordata, Mammalia, Diprotodontia, Phalangeridae. Gene Ontology annotation, biological process: regulation of intracellular pH. Gene Ontology annotation, cellular component: cytoplasm. The transcript is spliced from 7 exons. Bases 1 to 795 code for a protein of 264 amino acids.